UCCGUGUUCAUUGAGAUAUAUAUACUGGUUUCAAUAUCCUUCUAAUUUUCUUCCAACCAACUUUCCCAUGCGCCACCUUACUGAACUUCACAUGUAUGGAAGCAGUCUUGUUCGGUUAUGGGAGGGAAAAGUGGACUUGCCCAACUUGAGAUGGAUCGAUCUUAGAAACUCAGGUAAAUUGAAGAGUACCCGGAUUUCAGUGGUGUUCCAAAUCUUGUGAAGUUGAAUCUUCGAGGUUGUUUCAAUUUAGUUGAGAUACACCCGUCUAUUGCACAUCUUAAAAAACUUGAACUUGAAUUUUGAAUGCUACUUAAAACUUGAGAGCCUCCCAAGUGAGCUUAAAAUGGAUUCUCUGGAAUCUUUAAGUCUUAGCAACUCAGAUGUGAAAAAGAUUCCAGAAUUUGGGGAGCAGAUGAAGAAUGUGUCCUCGAUUGACUUAAGUGCGACUCUGAUAGAGAAAAUAGCUUCAUCAAUUGGACAUUUGGUUGGCCUCCAGGAGUUGUGUCUAGUUGGUUGCUCAUAUCUCUUGAACCUUCCGACGACUAUUUGUAAUUUGAAGUCUCUUAGAAGACUCCGAAUGCAAGGAUGCUCAAAAAUUGACAAACUCCCAAGAGACAUGGAUAACUUAUGUAACGGAUCGGAUGCUAAAGCAAGGGAGGGGUGGGGCCUUCUCCGCUUACUAGGACUUGGAAAGAGUCGUCCUGAUCCUCCUUGUUUGGAUUUGGUGUUGUCUUCUCUAAAUAGUUUAUGCUCUUUGACAGAGUUAACAGAGUUAUCUCUAAAAGAUUGUAAACUCCGUGAAGGAGAUAUCCCCGAUGAUAUUGGCUGCUUGUCCUUUCUGGAAAGAUUGGAUCUUAGUGGAAAUAAUUUCGUCAGUCUACCUGAAAGCAUUAGAUGCCUUUCUAAGCUUUCGUAUCUUGAUCUGGAAAGGUGCAAAAGCCUUCAAAAAUUGCCACCUCUUCCAUCUAAUAGCAAAUUACAUGUAGAUGUAGACAAUUGUACUUCCUUGCGAAGUUUGUCAGAUCCAUCCAAGUUGAACAGCAGAUUUGCCAAUUUGUAUGAUUUUAAUUUCACUUGCCUGAAUUGCAUUGCAUUGGUUCAAGAUGAAGGCUGGAUACUCUCAAGGAUUCUAAAAUUUGCCACUGAUCAAGAGGUACUCUCUCUCUCCCUCUCCCUCUCUCCCUCUCUUCUCUCUCUCUCUCUAAAUAAUUGAUCUUUCUUCAGCCACAGGGAAUCUCAAAUUUUUUGAGAGGUAUGGUAUGCCCUGGAAGUGAAAUUCCAGAGUGGUUCAGUAAUCAGAGUGCGGGACAUUCAAUAGAUGUGGAGCUUCCUCCACCAUCAUGUACCAACUGGCUGGGGAUUACCUUUUGUGUUGUUUUUCAAGAUCUUAAGCGU
Messenger RNA from Malus domestica (apple), 1395 nucleotides. Lineage: Eukaryota; Viridiplantae; Streptophyta; Magnoliopsida; Rosales; Rosaceae. The record is from RefSeq and is a predicted model, not a curated record.